Pocillopora meandrina is the source of this 2268-nucleotide messenger RNA. The record is from the annotation of a GenBank genome assembly. NCBI's taxonomy places the organism in Eukaryota, Metazoa, Cnidaria, Anthozoa, Scleractinia, Pocilloporidae.
AUGGAGAGAUUAACUUUGCCGCAAAAAGCACAGUUCUUCUACCUAAAAUUAAAAAUGUAAGUGUCUUUCAGUGUUAAAGCUAUAAUUCCAACUGCUGUAUUAUUGGGAAAUUGUUGAGUGGAGAGUUGGCCAACAUGCCAUUAAGCUAACAUGCAGCUCCAGAGUAACACAAAAGAACUCCGGCAAUUUUAUUUACUUUUAAACUAUAGCGCUACAUUUCUCUAAUGUAUAUGGAAUAUUCAUAUUACAUUUGUAAACAUUAUCCUUUAUAUAUUAUUUAUUUAUUUGUUUGUGUAUUAGUUUUUAUCUUGGUAUAAUUUGAAACUAUUUAGGAUGGUACACCAGAUUCACAUAAGCUGCCACUCUUUAACCUGCUUUACAGUCGGAAGGAUGUAUAACACAAUCCAGCUAAUCAUCUUUUUGCCAGAUUUUUCGCCAGCUAGUGUACUGAUAUUUUGAUCAAUCACUGUUACCAUUAUUAUACAACAUGUAAUAUUUUGGGUGUUAAACAAGACAGUCAUUUUAUGUUAAUUCCUUCUAGAGACAUUUCCAAAGAAGUUGAUGAAAGACCAGUUGAGAUUGAUAUAGUGACAUUUAAGAGUAUUCUUAUACAAGCUCUUGAUUCUUUACAUGGAAAGGUAGCUGAAAUUCUUGCCUCCUUCCUAUGAUGAUUAUUAUGAAUCAGAUAUAUUUUUGUUUUCUUUUGUUGAAAUCUUGUGUCAACUGCAAAAUCAAUAUAUGCUUACUUUUUGUGUGAUGUGCAUGGUUUUUGUCAGCAAAAAUAUGCAUGUACCCUAUUUAUGUAAGGGCCCCAUACACACAACACUUACAAUGAUCCAUCUACAAUACUUCACAGCUACCUUUUAGCCAAGACUGUCAGCUACAACAAUAAGCAAGAGACUUAAAGAACAUGAGGAAAAAUUUUGAGUUUUCAGUAGCAAAAUUAGUGCAUUUCAAAUGAUAUUUUGAGACUUACUGCAAAGACUGUAAAAUUUUGUGAUCAGAUGAAAGUCCGCAAGACCCAAGAUCUUUCAAAGUGCCAUUUGCUUCCUCUUCCAAAGUUGCCAAUAAGUUAAGUUAUGAGGAAAAUUAAAGGCUAUUUGGACCUCAAUUAUCUCAAGUUUGUAAAAACAAGGCAAAAACCUGUCAUGUAGCAACAGUAACUAUAACAAAACCAACUGGGAAUUAACUUUGGAUUGGAACCUGUUACUUAUUACCAGGUAUUUAAUUUUUUUGGUCAUUGGCAUGCAGUCAAGAGGCAGAUGUUUCCCAAUUUUUUUUAAUGAACCUUUUUUCAUCAUCAAAUAGGUAGGCUCUGCUAUUGGUGUUGACAUCAUCAAGUUUGAAGCUAGUUCAAUGGAAGCCAUACUUAGAGUAAAAGAAAGGUGAAAAUUAAACACUAUCUCCCAGAUUUCUGUUUUUAUAUGAACAAGUACUUAUUUUAGCUCAGUUCUGCAAUUGUGAUUUAAGUAUAUUGUCUUUUUCCACACUCUUGAGAUUGGUUGGCAUUUGGAUUUUAUUGAUCACACAGGCUUGUGAGCAUCAGAUCUUGCAAUUGGUUGCAUAGGUUUAUGUUUGAAGCCAUUCUCUUCACGUUGUCUGAAGCAAAAUUAGUUAAAGAGCACAGAAAUAUAGUAUUAUUUGCUUCUGAGAAGAUAUAACUUGCUAAUCUUACCUCUGUCUUUUUAGUGGGUUGGUGAAGUUGUGGAGUGCUUUAACUCUGUUGAGUUACUAUAAAGAUAGAAGAUGUGCAAUUUAUGUCAUUCAGGUAUAUAUAAUGUUUAAUUUGCAAAGAUAGUAUUCCCUUUAAAUCAUGUGCAUACAACGAUGAAAAACCACCAUUUUUUGCAAUUAUUACAAUUGUAGUGACUUUUCUUAGCUUCUCUGCUUGCAUUCAUAGGUCUCUCCUUAUUUGCUGAGCUUAGCAGCAGACAGCAGACAGUGGAAGAUAAAAGAAAAAGAAGUAACCACUUGAUGAAGCUACAUGUAAAGCUUCAGCAUGGAACACCCAAAUCUCAUAGGCACCUUGUUAAGGUGAUAUCAACCAAAGCUUACAUCAGUGCCUGUCAAUUAUUGCUGGAUGUAAAUGGAAAGGAGCAGUGAACAACAAAACUGCUUGAUAAAUCCCUUUUACUCAGAGGUCUUCUGUUGAAAAACUAAUUGGACAGACAAAGAAACAAAGUAAUGGUUGAAGUUAUUCUCCUUUCCACAGUCCCUCGCACUUCAUUCUUCAGACUUUGAAAGCCUAAUGAGGAGGCUGAAACAGUG